AUUUCUAUCUAAAAUUUUCGGCAAAUACAUGUAUCAGUGUUCAGCAUCCCCACUUCAUUCAGAACUCUUUCACGUUCUUCUUCUUCCUCAUCGGCGGCGGAGAUGCUGCGGUUUGCUCGUCGGCUUCUGAGCAACAUGCCGGAAAACACCGUUUACCCGAAGCCGCAAUUAGAGGGGCAACGCGUGACUUUGAACCAGCUCCGGCAGAAAUACCGCCGCUCCGAACCAAUCACCGUCGUCACUGCUUACGAUUACCCCUCCGCCGUACACGUCGAUGUCGCCGGCAUUGAUGUUUGCCUUGUCGGCGACUCUGCAUCCAUGGUCAUCCACGGUCACGACACCACCCUCCCGAUCUCCCUCGAUGAGAUGCUCGUCCAUUGCCGCGCAGUUGCGCGGGGAGCAUCUCGACCUCUCCUUGUAGGCGAUCUACCCUUCGGCUCCUACGAGUCUUCCUCCUCCCAGGCGGUCAAUACGGCGGUUAGGGUUUUGAAAGAAGGGGGCAUGGACGCGAUCAAGCUUGAGGGAGGGGCGCCGUCGAUGAUAUCGGCGGCAAAGGCUAUUGUGGAGGCGGGGAUUGCUGUUAUGGGACAUGUUGGGUUAACUCCUCAAGCCAUUAGUGUUCUUGGUGGGUUCAGGCCGCAAGGGAAGACCAUUUGCAGCGCUGUCAAGGUUGUGGAAAAUGCUAUUGCAUUGCAGGAGGCUGGGUGCUUCUCGGUUGUGGUUGAGUGUGUGCCGGCGCCUGUGGCUGCUGCUACCACUUCUGCCUUACAAAUCCCAACUAUUGGCAUUGGUGCAGGACCGUAUUGCAGUGGACAGGUGCUGGUUUACCAUGACUUGUUAGGAAUGCUGCAACACCCUCACCAUGCAAAGGUCACCCCUAAAUUUUGUAAGCAGUAUGGUCGUGUGGGUGAUAUAAUCAAUAAAUCACUCUCAGACUUCAAACACGAAGUCGAGAAUCGAGUAUUUCCAGGUCCAUCCCAUACUCCAUACAAAAUAAGCGCGGAUAUUGUUGAUGGCUUUCGCAAGGAACUGGAGAAAAUGGGCUUGAAAGCUGCUGCUUCCGCUGCGGCCGCAACUGUUGAGAACUCGGAAAGCACUGGAAAACCAUCAGCAGACACUUCUGCUCCAUGAGUUUACUGAGUUGAUUGCCUGGAAAACAGGGAAGGAAAACCCGAGAAAGGAGAAAAAUCGACCUCUGGGCCUUUCUCUCUCUUCCUCCCUUUCUCUGGCUUGUAAGAAGUUAGAUUCUCCUUCGACUUGCCGGGAGAAGAUCAUUAAGAAAAGUGGAGAAUCUAGGCCUACAGAGCACAUACAUCCUCUUCUUUCCCCCUCUCUAUACAGGUAUCUCAUGGGUAUGGAUCCCACGUUCUACAAAUAUGCAAUAGUAAUGAUAAAAUUCAAUCCUACCUUAUGGUAUAUGGUAUUAGUAACUUUCUAUGCUAUAGUUUAUGGUUGUUUAGGUUUCUUUUGACUUCUCUUAAAAGAGAGCUAGCCUAGAUUUUACUGGCUUUUUUGCCCUGUUUCAA
Phalaenopsis equestris is the source of this 1526-nucleotide messenger RNA. RefSeq names its product 3-methyl-2-oxobutanoate hydroxymethyltransferase 1, mitochondrial-like. The record is from RefSeq and is a predicted model, not a curated record. Bases 103 to 1131 code for a protein of 342 amino acids. Gene Ontology annotation, molecular function: 3-methyl-2-oxobutanoate hydroxymethyltransferase activity; magnesium ion binding. Gene Ontology annotation, cellular component: mitochondrion. Gene Ontology annotation, biological process: pantothenate biosynthetic process. The transcript is spliced from 6 exons. NCBI's taxonomy places the organism in Eukaryota, Viridiplantae, Streptophyta, Magnoliopsida, Asparagales, Orchidaceae.